This is a messenger RNA of Esox lucius (northern pike), 5299 nucleotides long. RefSeq names its product sodium- and chloride-dependent transporter XTRP3. The record is from RefSeq and is a predicted model, not a curated record. The coding region runs from base 277 to 2079 and encodes 600 amino acids. NCBI's taxonomy places the organism in Eukaryota, Metazoa, Chordata, Actinopteri, Esociformes, Esocidae. Gene Ontology annotation, biological process: sodium ion transmembrane transport. The transcript has 11 exons. Gene Ontology annotation, molecular function: L-proline transmembrane transporter activity. Gene Ontology annotation, cellular component: plasma membrane.
UUAGAAUGGGCACGCGCUCUAUAAACUCCAUGUUCGUUCUUCAGGCAUUUCAAAUGUAUCUGGAUCGUUCAGCCUCCUGUUGAAAUAUUUGCCCUGUUAUUCUUAGGACGUGUUUUCUGGAUUUGUUUCAUUAUCCAGGCAGCAGUGUUUGUGCCAUACAUUCUUAUUUCUUUUACUUCAUAUUGGGACUUGAAUAGUGACACGCUUGUCUACCGGCAGCGCGCAUCCGUCAACCGGACCCGAAAAUUGGCCUGCUUGUCAGCCUAGAAGGAAAAAAUGAGGAAAGACUCAGCAAGAGAAGAGUGGGAUAACCCCACGCAAUUUGUUCUAGCGUGUGUCUCAUACGCCGUUGGAUUGGGGAAUGUGUGGCGUUUUCCAUACCUGUGUCAAAUGCAUGGAGGAGGUGGGUUCCUCAUACCAUACAUAAUUAUGUUGGUCCUGGAGGGGGUGCCUCUGUUCUACAUGGAGCUAGCCAUUGGCCAGAAGAUGCGUCUGGGCAGCAUUGGAGCAUGGAGUGCUAUUAGCCCAUAUCUGGGGGGAGUGGGUCUGGCCAGUGUUGUGACUUCCAUGUACCUGUGCCUCUAUUACAACGUCAUCAAUGCAUGGAGUUUCUGGUACCUCUUCCAUUCAUUUCAGUCGGUCCUGCCCUGGGCAGAGUGCCCAGUUAACAGCAAUAUGACCGGUCCUAUAGAGGAGUGUGAGCGUGCUACUCCUACUCAGUACUUCUUCUACAGAGAGACCCUGGACAUCUCUGGGUCCAUCAAGGAGAAUGGAGGAAUUCAUACCGGACAGGCGGUCUGCCUUCUGCUGGCUUGGGGGAUCGUCUACUUGUUUAUUGUCAAGGGUGUCAAAUCUACUGGGAAGGUGGUGUACUUUACAGCCACCUUCCCCUACUUGGUCCUCAUCAUCUACCUCAUUCGUGGGGUCACCCUUCAUGGAGCCAUCAAUGGUGUAAUGUAUAUGGUCACGCCCAAGAUGGAACAGCUAGCCAACCCCACAACUUGGAUCAACGCAGCCACUCAAAUCUUCUUUUCUCUGGGCCUGGGCUUUGGAUCCCUCAUUGCAUUCGCAAGCUUCAACCAGUACAACAACAACUUUGAGAAGCAGGCAAUCGUUGUGUCCAUGAUCAACAGUGGCACUUCCAUCUUUGCCAGUGUGGUCACUUUCUCCAUCUACGGCUUCAAGGCCACCUUCAAUUACGAGAGCUGCCUUGAGAGGUUGCGACUGCUACUCCUCAACACAUUUGAUAUAGCAGAAGAUGCUAUCAGUCUGGAGAAUGUACACCAAUGGAUUGCUGAGCUGAACAGGACACAACCAGAACAGUUUACCAGUCUGCAAGACAGGCUAGAGAUAUGUGACCUAAAGGCUGAGCUAGACACGGCUGUUGAAGGCACAGGCUUGGCCUUUAUAGUGUACAGUGAGGCCAUUAAGAACAUGCCUAUUUCUCAACUGUGGUCUGUGCUCUACUUCAUCAUGUUACUGCUACUGGGCAUGGGUAGUAUGCUAGGCAACGUCAUCGCUGUUAUCACUCCCAUCAGUGACUUGAAGUUCUUCAGCCGCUAUAUGAGCACUGAGACACUCAACGGUCUGGUAUGUUUGUUUUGCCUGCUGCUUGGUCUGGGCUUCACCACUCGCUCCGGUAACUACUGGUUUACCAUGUUCAAUGAUUAUGGAGCUACUUUCUCUCUGCUCUUCAUCGUCCUCAUUGAAGUCAUCAGCGUCUGCUACAUCUAUGGCAUCAGCAGGUUUGAAAAAGAUGUAGAGGACAUGUUAGGUCAUCGUCCUAACUGGUACUGGAAGAUCAUGUUGGCCGGAGUCAGUCCCAUCCUCCUCAUUGCACUGUUCAUUUUUUACAUGGUCAACUACAUCCAGGGAGGGUCUCCCACAUACCAGGCCUGGGACAAAGAACUGGGGAAGUCUGUGGUGCUCGAGUACCCACCCUAUGCCCAAGCUUUCAUUGGCCUCCUCCUCGUCUCCUCUGUCUGCUGUAUCCCGCUGAUGGCUUUGUACACCUACUGCAGGAAGAGAAACCCGGCCACUGGGAAGAGAGAGCGCACCAUUAGCACUGUGUCAGCAUAAAAACAGACACAUGGGGAGAAAGUGACACAAAGAGCUGCUACAAUAUGGCUCUGAGACUAACUGGACCUGCAAGUUUCAAUAUUGACCGAUCAAUAUCCCCUCGUAUGUAUCAUGGCCCUCAGAACAGUACCUCUUUAUCCUGGCAUCAGAGACACAAGAUCUCUUUAUCACUGGGGCUGUCUCAUCUACUUUCCCUUUACAGGAGAGUGACAGACUUGUACAAAGCAUUAGGCCUAGCUGUCCUUCAGCAUCGUGAAAGCUUGGGACAAGAAGGUGCUAUUUUCAAAAAUAGGAUUGUAUAGUUGGCUUUUAAGCCAUAACUCAAAUACGUCAAUGUACUUAAAACUCUGAGUCAGUAAUGGACUGUUUGUCAGUAUUCACACCUUUCUCUCAGCAUAGAGCUAAAGUCAAUGAUUACACUGGGCCAUGUGCCCAUCACCCCUACUGCAGCACUAUUAUAUAUUAAAUAUAACUUUGUGAAAUAAGAUGGCAGAUUUAUGGUUAAAGGUUUUGUCAUUAUGAACAUAUAUUCGUGAAGCCCAUCCCUUGACAUGAUGUGACAUACAUUUUCUGUAAUUUUGUUUUAUUGCCAGAAGGAUCAUACUUUGGUAUUAGCCUUACCGUUUUAUAUUUCUUGUUCAAUUCAAUUUGACAUUUUAUUCAUUUAGCAGACAUUCUUAUCCAGACCAACUUCAGAAAGUAAAUUAUUCUUAAGACAGCUAGGUGGGAAAAAACACCCAACCUAGUAAUAACACCCAGUAAUAACUGUGCUCCAUUUUGUUUUGUGACUAUGACUUCUCAAGAAUUUAAGUAUGUUUUGCUUUAUCCUAAUUGCUGUUACUGGUGUUGUUUAGAUUGAUUGACCUAUUGAAAUUUAGUGGUCUCUUUCACAUUGCCCAUUUCAUCCUUGUUGUUGUACUAGCUGAUUGCCCAGUACUUGUGACUGUGGACUUGGUUUAGUUUCAGUCCAAUUUGCAGUAUUGCACCUAAUUUAUCCAGGUAUCACUAGGGGUGUGGCCUUAAUCCCUUCCCUCCUCUUGCAAAUCCGUGGGGGUGUCUCUUCUGUUGUGGCUGGCAAUUAACAAUCGCUCUCAGUAUUUCAGUGCCUGUGGUUUUUCAGCGGCAGCUGACAGUGGCCAUCUUGUAAGCAGCUGUGUUCUUACUGGAAUGAAGACUUGCUGAAACAAAGACGGUCUGACCAGUUGUUCUGCUGGAGUUAGUUGGGGAAGGAUAGAGAGGAAGGCCUUAAUAUAAAAUUUUGUAAGCUUUUUUUUGUUGCUAAGUAUGUUUUUGUUUUCCUACACGUAAAACCAAUGUGGAAUCCCUGGUUUCUGGCAGCCUCCGGAAUUGCCAAUCUGCUGUCAACAAAGCAGACUUCAUCUCAGGCAAUGCGCUUAAUCUUAUCCUCGCAAGAUAUCGUAACCCAGCUGAUCUUACUGCAGCUCCACUCCAGGUCUCUGAUCACUACUUUGUUUCAUUCUCUAUCCCUCUGCUGACUCAACUUCUUCCCAGAUAGUAAUGCGUAAUCUUCAUUCCCUACCUCCCUCUACUCUCUUUUCUGUUUUAUUAUCUCUCCCUUCUACCAACUCCUUUUGCCUCCUGUCUCCUGAGUCCGCCUCCUCAACCCUACGCUUCUCUCUUUCCACCCCUUGGACUAUCUCUGUGCCUUGUCCUCUCAGCCAACUCUUUGUCUCCCCUCUCUUCAGACAAAGUCUUGUGUCUAGUGAUGUCUGGGCAUCCAACAACCUGUCCUCUUGACCUUAUCCCUUCCUCCCUUCUCCAGAGCAUCUCUGUAGACCUUUUACCUUACCUUACUUUCCUCAUCUACUCCUCCCUAUCCUCUGACAGUGUUCCCUUCCGACUUCAAGUCAGCUCGUGUUGCCCCCCUCCUGAACAAACCAACUCUUAAUCCCUCUGAUGUCCAGAACUACAGACCGUUAUCCCUUCUUCCUUUUUCCCCCUUUUUAAAUAACUCUCUUUUUAUCUGUCCCAGAACAAUCUUCUGGACCCUAACCAAUCAUGUUUCAAGACAGGUCACUCGACUGAGACUGGUCUUCUGUCUCACAGAGGCUCCCCGCACUGCCAAAACAAACACUCUUUCCUCUGUUCUUAUCCUCCUGGAUCUUUCCUCUGCCUUUGACACAGUAACCCACCAGAUCCUCCUCUCCACACUCUCAGUGUGUUGGGGGUCUCAGUUGCUGCCCACUCUUGUUUUGCAUCCUACCUGGCAGACCGCUCCUACCAGGUUGCAUGGAGCGGGUCUUUGUCUGUGCCACAUACUCUCACUACUGAUGUACUCCAGGGAUCAGUCCUUGGCCCACUCCUCUUUUCUCUCUACAUAAGGUUACUUGGAACUGUCAUAUCCACACGUGGCCUGUCCUAUCAUUGCUACACCGAUGACACUCAGCUAUUCUUAUCAUUUCCCCCUUCUGAUUCCCAGGUUGCAACACACAUACCUGCAUGUCUGGCAGACAUCUCAGCUUGGUUGUCAGCCCACCACCUCAAGCUUAACCUUGAUAAGAAGGAGCUGCUCUUGCUCCCGGGGAAGGCCUACCCGCUCCAAGAUCUGUCCAUCAUGGUUGACAACUCCACUGUGGUCACUUUCCAGAGCUCAAAGAACCUUGCCGUGAAACGUAUUAUCUGCAAACAUCAAAGCAGUGACUUGUUCUUGUAGAUUCAUGCUUUACAACAUCCGCAAAAUCCAACCCUACCUUGCACAGGAAGCGGCUCAGGUUCCGAUUCAGUAACUCUCCUGUCUGGACUAUUACAACGCACAGUUGGUUGGGAUCACCAUUUGUGCCAUCAAGCUCCUGCAACUUAUCCAGAGUGCUGCUGCCAGUCUUUUGUUCAACCAUGCCAAAUUCACCCAUGUCACCCAUUUACCCACAGCACCUCCCUACCUGCAGGCUAUCGCUUGAACCCUACAACCCUUCCCAUGCCCUCUGAUCUGCCACUUCAUGUCUUCUGGCCACCCAAACCUCAUGGGUGGGCAGCUUCCGCUCAGCAAAAACUGGCAAAACUCUUCUCUGUGUUGGCACCUCAAUGGUGAAACAAACUUCUCCUUGAAGCCAGGACAGCAGAAUCCCUGCCAAUCUUUUGAGAACAGCUGAAGAUCUACAUCUUUGAUGAGUAUCUUAAUAAACUUGUGUAUCCCCCCCACCCCCACCACCCUAAUUUAAACUGAAGGAAAAUGUAUUCAUUAUGAUUGUCAGAUGUUGUU